GCUCUGGUGGAUGAUGGCUCAGAGCCAACAUGGCCUGUAAACAACAACAGCAGCGUCAAAGUAAAGUUAACUGAAUCUGAUUGUCGGCGUGCACUCUGGUCUAAAUUAGAAGAGCUAACGCGUGGUGGUUUUUCAACAAUGCUUCGAAAGUAUAUAUGAUUAACAUCCUGAAGACGGAACAUCAUUCUCUUCAGCGGGUAGUUUUCAAGCCAUGUCCGCACCUCAACCUAAUAGCUCAGCCUCCAACAGCCCAACCAACUUCAUAGGUUCUCCUUUUUCAGUGAUAAGUCCUUCUCUCAGCUCUCCGGUGGUAUCUCCCUCUCUGGGAUUUGGACCUAUCAGCAGUAGUCAGAUUUCGUCUUCAGCACCAAUAUCAGGGAUGCAUUCAGUCAGCAGCUCAGAAGAUAUUAAGCCUCCAUUUGGCCUGAGGCCCAUGCAAGCUCACAGCCCGGGAAUAAUGAUGUCUCAGAAACGACUGUGUGUGAUCUGUGGUGACCGCUCUUCUGGCAAACACUACGGUGUGUACAGCUGUGAGGGGUGCAAAGGUUUCUUUAAACGAACUGUGCGCAAAGACCUGAGCUACACCUGCAGGGACAACAAGGAGUGCCUGGUGGACAAACGCCAGCGCAACCGCUGCCAGUACUGCCGCUACCAGAAAUGCCUGGCCAUGGGUAUGAAGAGAGAAGCGGUAAAUCCUAUAAAGUGGAAAAACAAGGAUGGAAAAGAUGAGGGAUGGAUGACGGUUCAGGAGGAGCGCCAGAGGAACAGAGAGCGCGAGGGAGAGCUGGAGUUCAGCUCCGGAGUGAACGACGAGAUGCCUGUGGAGAAGAUCUUGGAGGCGGAGAUGGCGGUGGAUAUGCGGAUUGAUCUGCACUCAGACAGAGGGUCUGCAGGAAACUCUCCCCAUGAUGCUGUUUCCAACAUCUGCCAGACUGCUGACAAGCAGCUGUUUGCUUUGGUGGAGUGGGCAAAGAGAAUCCCUCAUUUCUCCGAGCUGCCCCUUGAUGAUCAGGUCAUCCUCCUGCGUGCAGGAUGGAAUGAGCUCCUGAUUGCCUCGUUCUCCCAUCGCUCCAUUCCUCUGAAGGAUGGCGCUCUGCUGGCGUCCGAGCUGCAGCGUGACAGCGCCCACAUGGCCGGAGUUGGUGCUAUUUUUGAUAGGGAGAGUGUGCAGAGUGCAGAAGUUGGUGCCAUAUUUGACAGAGUUCUUACUGAGCUUGUUAACAAAAUGAGAGAUAUGCAAAUGGACAAAACAGAGCUGGGCUGUCUCCGGGCUAUUGUCCUGUUUAACCCAGAUGCUAAAGGGCUCUCCAGCACAAGUGAGGUGGAGCUCCUUAGAGAAAAAGUCUAUGCAUCACUGGAAGCUUACUGCAAGCAGAAGUAUCCAGAGCAGCAGGGAAGGUUUGCUAAGCUCCUCCUUCGACUUCCAGCGCUGAGAUCCAUUGGCUUGAAGUGCUUGGAGCAUCUUUUUUUCUUCAAACUGAUUGGGGACACGCCUAUCGACACCUUCCUCAUGGAAAUGCUUGAAGCUCCCCAUCAGUUGUCUUAGACAGGAGUACUGUGGAUUUCAGAAAGCUGGAGUCUGGGGAGGCGGGCGUGGGACUGGAGUGGCACUUUAAGUUCUUUUUAAGAUUUGUCAGUUUGUCUCACUGCUGUCUGCAUUACACCUUAGUGCAGCACAGUUUUGCUCUUUAGACCAAACCCAAGGCUUGGCAUGACCUUCGAGCUGGUGCUACGUGUUGUCAUAACGUCAUGAGUAAAAACUAUGGUAAACACAUGAAUAUUUUUAAGAAAAAUAUUUACAUAUUUCUCUCAGAGUGGCUAUAAUUUGGGUACUCAUUUUUAUAAGACUUUUUAAACACCUAAACUCAUCUCUAAUGCCUUUCUUUUUGAUUCAAGAAGAAUGCAUCCUGAAUAACGCUUUGUGAAACAUUUUUUUUUAUUAUUUAAAUCAAAUCUAAUAAUGCAUUAUGGUGUUCAGAAGGUCUGAAUUGACUUGACAGAAUCUGAAGCCUGAGAUUGACACCAGGUUGAAAUACCAGAAUUAAGUCUGCGUCUCUUCUAUACGUUGCUCAGUGUUUACAUAUUUUCCCUUUAAACCAAUUCAAAUCUGUUCCCUAUUGUAUUUCAUGACAGGAGUAAAUUGCACAUUUGGUAUUUGUGCUACUUUUAAAACAAACGUUGAACAAACCGACCUGACCUUCCCGGCAUUCGGGGUUUGUUCGUUUGUUGUUGUGGUGCUAUUUCAGAGAUGAUUUGACAUUACUGGUGAAGUUGCACACCAAACCAUAAACCUAACAAAAUAUGGACAACUAGAAAUUCCUUUUUGUUCUUUGUUUUUAAAAUGUAGCAAUAUAAUAUGUCUGCAUAAGCCUGUCAGUUAUUCAAUGUUUUGCAGAGAUAAAAAAUGUCCAGUGGAAAGGGAAUACUCCAUGAUGUACUUUAUCUAUACAAUUAUGAGGUACUGUGCUAAACAAAAGGGUCAGGGAAAAUGCACAUAAAAAAAAUUUGAAUAAUUGCUAAAUUCAAAGUAUAAUGUUAUUAUGCACCCUUGUUUUUAGAUGGAAUAAAGCAAAAUGUGUUUUGGGUUGCACUGGAUUUGCUGAGACUGAUCAGCUUUGUUUUGUGCUGUUUGUGAUGCUUGGUUUCCACCCCAUCUUUCCCUUCAUUUUUUGUAGGUAGCUUACUUUUUCUUCAUACAGUUUCUGCUGUUUAAUAAAAAAGAAAAAAAUAAAACCAUAAUCAAAUUGAAACCCAGAAGACCUUGAUGUACAGAUGAUGUAACCAAGACCACAUGAGGUCUGUGUGGAAAACGCUAUACAGGAAAACACUACGUGAGCAAUAUCAGCAGCCUGUCAUCCACUUCUGCGCUCUUGAACUUUUAAGUAACUUGAAGCAUGAGUUUUGUGGACUAAAAGAAUAAAGAAGAUUGCGUUUUUCUUGCAUUUUCA
Molecule: messenger RNA, 2948 nt
Organism: Poeciliopsis prolifica (blackstripe livebearer)
Lineage: Eukaryota; Metazoa; Chordata; Actinopteri; Cyprinodontiformes; Poeciliidae
Gene: rxrbb
Product: retinoid x receptor, beta b
Exons: 12
Coding region: 212-1546 (444 amino acids)
Biological process (GO): anatomical structure development; retinoic acid receptor signaling pathway; positive regulation of transcription by RNA polymerase II
Cellular component (GO): RNA polymerase II transcription regulator complex; nucleus
Molecular function (GO): retinoic acid-responsive element binding; nuclear receptor activity; zinc ion binding
Source: RefSeq, a predicted model, not a curated record